Messenger RNA from Neoarius graeffei (lesser salmon catfish), 6789 nucleotides. RefSeq names its product TAO kinase 2a (gene taok2a). The record is from RefSeq and is a predicted model, not a curated record. Gene Ontology annotation, biological process: protein phosphorylation. NCBI's taxonomy places the organism in Eukaryota, Metazoa, Chordata, Actinopteri, Siluriformes, Ariidae. Gene Ontology annotation, molecular function: protein kinase activity; ATP binding. The transcript is spliced from 20 exons. The coding region runs from base 552 to 4043 and encodes 1163 amino acids.
UCGCCCUUCUUCCGGUUGCCUCCCGCCCCACGUAGCCAUCUUCGUUUCCUGAACAAAAAGGGGCGAGAUUGGACAGACAAUCAGACAGAGAGUCGCUCCGUCUAACAUGAUAGAAAGCGCUCACGGACACGGCUGUGACGGUACAAUAUGAUCGGAGCCGGAGUGGGCGAAGAGGAAAACCAGCCGCGCGCCGUGUUGAGACUGGAAACCGUUAGCUAGCUAAGCAAAGCUGCUAGCUAGCUAGCUAACGGACAGUUUGGUAACGUCACGGUGGGAUAAAGAUAAGAUUAGCUUAGCUAGCUGGCUAACUAGCCAGCCUGUUUAGAGCAGCACGGUACAAGGCGUUAGCUAGCCAGCUGGCUAAGUGUUUAGCGAACGCGAAGGGGUGAAUAGUUAGAAAAAGGAGCUACACUUUAGUUAGUUGUAGAUUAUGGGUCAUAUUUUCAUCUGAAUCGCUCCAAGCAGCUCGGAAACACUGCUGCUCUUCUGAAUAGAGACGAAUAAGGAUUUCUUUUGCACGACGGGAUCAACUGCAAGCUGUGGAGCUGGCCAUGCCUGCGAGCGUUCGUGCCGGGAGUCUGAAGGACCCUGAAGUAGCAGAUCUCUUUUACAAAGAUGACCCUGAGAAACUCUUCACUGACCUUCGUGAGAUCGGCCACGGAAGCUUCGGAGCGGUGUACUUUGCACGAGAUGUUCGCUCCAACGAGGUGGUUGCAAUCAAAAAAAUGUCUUACAGCGGCAAACAGUCCAACGAGAAAUGGCAGGACAUCAUUAAAGAGGUGAAGUUCCUUCAGAAGCUUCGGCACCCCAACACUAUCGAGUACAAAGGCUGCUACCUGAGGGAGCACACAGCGUGGCUGGUGAUGGAGUAUUGCUUGGGUUCUGCCUCUGAUCUUUUAGAGGUCCAUAAGAAGCCCCUACAGGAAGUGGAAAUUGCUGCUAUUACCCAUGGUGCACUGCAGGGUCUGGCCUACCUUCACUCCCAUAAUAUGAUCCAUAGGGAUGUGAAAGCAGGUAAUAUUUUGCUUACUGAGCCUGGACAGGUGAAGCUUGGAGAUUUUGGCUCUGCCUCCAUUGUGGCCCCAGCCAACUCUUUUGUGGGCACGCCUUAUUGGAUGGCCCCGGAAGUGAUUCUAGCGAUGGAUGAGGGUCAGUAUGAUGGCAAGGUCGAUGUCUGGUCUCUGGGAAUCACCUGUAUAGAGCUGGCGGAGCGGAAGCCUCCCCUGUUUAAUAUGAAUGCUAUGAGUGCCUUAUAUCACAUUGCUCAGAAUGAGAGCCCCGUCCUGGCGUCAAAUCACUGGUCAGAUUAUUUCCGUAACUUUGUGGACUCUUGUCUACAGAAGAUUCCUCAGGACAGGCCUACCUCUGAUGUGCUGCUCAAUCAUCGGUUCCUGUGCAGAGAACGCCCCCUGUCUGUGGUAAUGGACCUGAUAGUGCGGACAAAAGAUGCUGUAAGGGAACUGGACAACUUGCAGUACAGAAAGAUGAAGAAGAUCCUCUUCCAAGAGACGCACAAUGGCCCUGCCCAGGACGGAGGCGAAGAGGAGGAGGAUGUGGAUCAGUACUUGCUGCGGAUGGGCACAGUCAACAGCAUGGAGAGUUCUCACUCUGUACCCUCCAUGUCCAUCAGCGCUAGCUCCCAGAGCUCGUCAGUUAACAGCCUGGCUGAUGGCUCGGAUGACAGCGCUGAAAUGGCCAUGAUGGGGGAAGGAGAACACACGGUCACUUCCAACAGCUCUAUCAUACACCGGCCCACUGGUCCUGACAAUAUCUACGAUGACCCAUACCAGCCCGAAAUUGACUCUCAACAGCCGCAGCAACAGCAGGCGACGUCAGGAGCUCGCAGGAGAGCACACUACCGCAACCGUGACCACUUUGCUACCAUUCGCACAGCUUCACUGGUAACACGGCAAAUCCAGGAGCACGAGCAGGGCUCAGCACUGCGCGAGCAGAUGACCGGCUAUAAGCGCAUGAGGCGACAGCACCAGAAGCAGCUGCUGGCAUUAGAAAACAAACUCAAGACUGAGAUGGAUGAGCACCAGCUGAGGCUGGACAAGGAGCUGGAGAGCCAGAGGAACAGUUUCAGCAGUGAAGCUGACAAGCUAGCCAAGAAGCACCAGGCUAUCCUGGAAAAAGAGACUAAAGCUGCACAGACUGAAGAAAAGAAGUUCCAGCAGCACAUUCUGGGCCAGCAGAAGAAGGAGCUCACCAACUUGCUGGAGUCUCAGAAACGCCAGUACAGGCAGCGCAAGGAGCAACUUAAAGAGGAGCUGAGUGAGAACCAGUCCACCCCUAAGCGGGAGAAGCAAGAAUGGCUGGUGAGGCAGAAGGAGUGUCUCCAGCAGUUCCAGGCAGAGGAGGAAGCUGGUUUACUGCGGCGCCAGAGACAGUAUUAUGAACUCCAGUGCCGACAGUAUAAAAGGAAGAUGCUGCUAGCAAGACACAACCUGGAGCAGGAUCUGCUCCGAGAGGAGCUGAAUAAGCGGCAGACUCAGAAGGAUCUGGAGUGUGCCAUGUUGCUGCGGCAUCAUGAGUCCACUCAGGAGCUGGAGUUCCGUCAGUUGGGCCUGGUGCAGCACACACGGGCUGACCUUAUCCGCACACAGCACCAGAGUGAGCUGGCUAAUCAGAUGGACUACAACAAGCGGCGUGAGCAGGAACUCCGGCAGAAACAUAGCAUGGAGGUCCGUCAGCAGCCCAAGAGCUUAAAGACUAAGGAGCUCCAGAUCAAGCGGCAGUUCCAGGACACGUGUAAAAUUCAGACACGGCAGUACAAGGCCCUGCGGAACCACCUGCUGGAGACCACACCCAAGUCAGACCACAAGGCUGUGCUGAAAAGGCUAAAGGAGGAGCAAACACGAAAGUUAGCCAUCCUUGCUGAGCAGUAUGACCACUCCAUAAAUGACAUGCUGUCCACACAGGCUGUGAGUAAGCUGCGGUUGGAUGAGACACAGGAGGCGGAGUAUCAGGUGCUGCGAAUGCAGCUGCAGCAGGAGCUGGAACUACUGAAUGCGUACCAGAGCAAGAUCAAAAUGCACACAGACACACAGCACGAGAGGGAAGUCAAAGACCUGGAGCAGAGAGUAUCCAUUCGCAGAGCGCUGCUUGAGCAGAGGAUUGAAGAGGAGAUGCUGUCCCUGCAGAAUGACCGAUCAGAGCGAAUCCGAACGCUGCUGGAGCGCCAGGCUCGAGAGAUCGAGGCCUUUGACUCUGAGAGUAUGCGUCUGGGCUUCAGCAACAUGGCACUAACCGGAAUCCCAGCUGAGGCCUACAGCCAGGGCUACACUAACCCACCCUCAUCAGGUUCGGGCGGUUGGCCAUCACGCCCUGUACCCCGCUCAGGCAGCCACUGGACCCACGGCGUCCAGAACUCUGCAGCACCGCCAUCCUGGAGGAGCCAGAACAGUACUCCAGCGUUCAGCCGAGGGGAGUCUAUAUCCAUCUCGAGCCGUGAGCGUGAAAGGGACGGAGAUAGGGAUUUUGACACUCCAGUAUCACGUGGCCUGCCCAGUUCUCUGUCCUCUGCCUCCUCUUCCUCAUCAUCUUCCUCUUCAUCUCAUCAUCGCCUACAUUACCUGGCUCAGCAGUACCACCAUCAGAGUACGCCGCACCUGUACCGCGAGCGUGAGCGAGAACGGGAAAGGGAGAGAGAUCGGGAGCGUGAAAGAGAGUGGGGGGGCAAUGGAGGAAGCCACCGCGCGUCCUCUUAUGCUCAUGGCCACUCGCGCCAUCUUUCCAGCCAUGCGUCCUCGCAGUCUCUGGCUCUCCUCCCUCCUCCUCCACCACCUCCACCAGUCUCUUUUUCACCCUCAUCUCCACCAUCAUCCUCUUCCUCCUCCUCAUCUCAGGGUGGCUAUGGGGGGAGGAGUGAGGGUCUGGUAGUCAGGGGCCCCAGUUUAAUGGCCCUGAGGAACAGCCCAGGGCCACUAAGGAGGACGGCGUCAGGAGGAGGGCCUGGUGGAGCAGCCGGGGAUGGAGGGUUGAGCCGCAGCACCUCCGUCACCUCCCACAUCUCCAAUGGUUCCCAUCUCUCCUACUCUUAGUGCGUAGGCAUGAAGCGUUCACCUUAAUCCACAGGAGAUCUACUGGAGUUGUAUUUUUAGUAUUUAGAAGGCUGAUUUACUCCUUUGGUUAGUGUUUAGUGUGGAAUGAGUGAUCUUUAUUCCACUCCUUUAACUGUAAUCAGGUGGCAGUACAGUAGUUCUAGCUGAGGCUGCGACUUUGGCUCGGAGUAGUGUUACAUACAGCAAAUGGCAGACAUCACCUAUACUUUUGGUAGAUUGAUAGACCUCAGGGUUACUAAGGGAAGGUUGGGGCUGGGGAAUGAAAGAAAGGGAGAAGAGUGUAGCAAAAUAUGAAAGGAAUGGUAGGUGCUUGAGAAUUGGAGAUGAGAAGUGAAUGUGAGCAGUGCCAAUACUGUAGGGCUGGCGACUCAUCCGGUCAUCCAGUGGCUCUGCUGGGGGAUACUUGUAGUCCUGGGAUCAGAAAUUCAACACACUACCUCCAGCUUUUGCUCAUUUUGCAAAGAUAAGUGCUUGAUCUGCUUACUGUGGAGUGCUAGCACCCCUUCAUAACUAACACUACACAAGUAAUAAAGCGUCAAGAUCCAUAGAACAGUAACCGUUACAGUCUACAAACCUUUUUUUUUUUUUCCCCCCCAACCCUUGAGCAGAUGGAGAAUUCCUACGAGCCUCCAUCAGCAAUUAAAGCUCCAAGCAAGAAUUGCUGCAAUGUCAGUUUUCAGUAUCGCAAAUGUAGACACUACAUCACCAGACACUACAGAGCCCAUUCUGGUGCUGUUUCAGCAGUUCCUGCUUCGAGACUUUUAUGCUCCAGGAUUUAUAGCAGAACUGUUUGAAUGUGAGCUUUACUAUUGAAGGAGGGGCGGUAGUGUCCGAAUCAGCAUGGUGUUGGUUUAAAGGCAUUAAACUAACAAACUGGGAGGGUGCUUAAAGAAUGCCAUGUAGUUAUGUAUAUAAUAAAACUCUACUAAAAACAUACCGGUCGUUAAAAUGCACAUUUGUAUUGGGGACAAGGAGAUUUGAUUUUAUUUUUAAAGCCAUUCUUACGUCGCACACUGCCAUCCAGAGGCCUGCCUGACUAACCGAAAGCAACCCCGUCCACUGCCCUUAUAUGGGCGUGCUGCCAGUUUCAUUAGCUCUGGCUGAGCAAUAACUGUUAAUGACCAUUGUUUGUGGUUGUGUUACAUAGUAAUACACACCUGAGGUGUUUUGAGUAUAUUGCGAAGGGCAGUAUAUAAGUCAAUGCAUCCCCUUGUCUCAGUUUACAAAGGCAAAUGUAUAUUUGAUGUACAUGUCCAUAAGAGAGCUGAUUGCAGUUCAGUGCAUCGAAGGCUAAUGUACAGAGGCCAUUUGUAUACAAACGUACACACACUGCACAUUUAUAUAAGAGUGAGUAUAUGUGUAUUAUACCAAGGUUUAAGAUUGUCCACUGUUAAACACUUUCGACCUAUAUUGUACUUGUAUAAUGUGUGUGUACAUAAAAGCACUAACUCUUGUAUAGGAUAAUCAUAGUUUUGCUAUGGAAACUAGUAAUUGGAAAGUAAGAAGUGGGGAAAAUACUGUUAUUUCAACUACUGCAGUUGUAAUAUUUGUUAUUCAAAACUAAUUCUUUUGCGCUUUUUUUUUUUAAUUAUUUUAAAUUUUUCUUUCUUGCCAAUGUUGACCACUAGUUGGAGAAUGCAAGUGAUGUUACUGUGAUGGAGAACUUGAGAAGUCUCAUGGUUUUUUUUUUUUUGUUUGUUUUUGGUUUUUUUUAGGGAAAGGGCAAAAAAAAAAAAAGACGACCUAUCCCAGCAUUCCUUAUGUCUCAGGGUAGGAGUCUGUUGAGAAGUGCAUUGAAGGGAUUGUAGUAUUUUAGAGCCAGUAUUAAAUGUGUACAGGAUGUUUUAAGAGAAUUUUAGUGUAUAGAAAGUUUCUAGAUAAUUGUGUGUGUUUACACCACAUCCAGCAUGUUUUGUGACGCCAUUUUGCGCUGGGAUGGGGUCCCCCAUCCCCCAAAUUUCUGGACAACCUGAGCUGUUUACACUGAUAAGCCAAACGUAUUGCAUAUUGUCCCACGGAACAGAAAUUGUCACAGUAAACUGAAGCAGGCUACAUGCUGCCAGAUCCGCACAGGCACCAGCGUUUACUUGAAUGUGAUUUCUUUAUUUUGAGGUGCAAUACCAUACAUGCAGUGCGUGCCUGGCUUUUUUUUUUUUUUUUUUUUUUUUUAAAGCAUCCGUUCUCUUCUGCGUCUUUCAUGACUUGAUAUCUUCAGUCAGUUAGUUUUUUUUUUUUCUUCACUUCUGUACUGUAAUCUGUUUACUGUUGCAAAAAGAGAACACCUCCUGAAUCUCUGUAGCUUUGGCCUGCUUCCCUCCAUUUUGCGUUACAGCAAAACAUGCUGGAUUCAUAAUGGUGUCAGAACUGAAGGUGGAGUUUCCAAGCCUGGGUAGAGCUGAGAGGUGGGACUGGUUAGAAGAAUGUGUGCUAAAAUUGUCCCAAUUUUGCUGUUGUAAAGGAAAUUGGGACAGCUGAUGUCCAAGACGUGUGUGUGUGUGUGUGUGUGCGUGCGUGCGCGUGUGUGUGUGUGUGGAUACGCACAUGAUGGAGUAUGUCCUCAAGGGACGUUUGUAUGUAGAAGCAUGUUUAAAGAAGUGUUUCUCACAGAAGUGCUAUACAUAACGAGGCCAAACUAUGUUCAGGUUUAACAAGAGCAGGAAAUCUCAAAAAUGGGUGAGAACUUGUACAGAAUUCAUUAACAAGUCAUUAAAAAGGUUACAAAUUU